Sycon ciliatum is the source of this 795-nucleotide messenger RNA. Its product is annotated as peptide chain release factor 1-like. Gene Ontology annotation, molecular function: ubiquitin protein ligase activity. The record is from RefSeq and is a predicted model, not a curated record. Lineage: Eukaryota; Metazoa; Porifera; Calcarea; Leucosolenida; Sycettidae. Gene Ontology annotation, biological process: translational termination; protein monoubiquitination. The transcript has 7 exons. Bases 53 to 766 code for a protein of 237 amino acids.
AUUGGCAGGGCAAGUGUUCCCUGCUGAGGAAAUAGAAGACAGAAAUUGCGUAAUGGAGAUCCGUUCUGGCGUUGGUGGCUCAGAGGCAGCGUCAUUUGCUAUGGAGCUGUUUCGCAUGUAUGAAAAUUUUGUUCGGUACAAGGGAGGCAGGUUUGAGAUAACCAACAUCGUUCCUUGCACCGAGGAUGGCUACCGUGAAGCCUCUGCAUUCAUAACGGGGAAGUCGCUUUUUGGUGCGCUUCGGAAUGUUGAUGAAGAUGGCUCCAUCACGUGUCCGAAGUGCAGGGAGUCAACACCGUUGCAAGCUGGACUUUCUUCCAUGCUGUCUUUGCCAGACAGUUAUGCCAAGGCAGAGGGUAGUGGCACAGGAAAGAAGUCCAUAGUAUCGUGUGAUGAAUGUAUGGAUGUGGAAGUGGCUGUGUCGCGCUGUGCAACAUGCAGCAGUCAUCUGUGCAGUUUUCACACUGAAGGACACAAGCGUUCCCGAGCUACACAUGGCCAUGAGGUACUGUCAUUGGAUGACGUGGUUACUGAGACUGCUGCUACUGCUUCUUCAGCUACUCAGUCACAGCAUCGCUGUGCACUGCACCCAAGCAGUCCCCUGACCAAGUUCUGCACGAAAUUUCGAGAGUGGUGUACAUCGUGUGCAGAGAGUACCAAAGUCGGAUACCAUGGGUCGUCGUCACACCAGCACCGUGGCCAUCCUCAUCCUACCAGAACCCACCGAGCUAGAUAUUGUCAUAGAUGCCAAGGAUUUGAAAUAUGAAGUGUUCAGAGCAUCUGGGUAGGUCUAUG